UGGGCUACGCGGGUUGUGAACGCCUCUUAUCGCGCCGGGCCUGGCCAGCCCCAGGCCCGCUCCGGCCCACGGUGUCGGUCGGCUCAGGUGCUGGGGCGGAGAGCGGAGGUGAGGUGAGGUGAGGUGAGGGGGCGGGCCCGCGGCGGACCGGGAAGAGCCUUGGCCUCAACUGCGGUCAUCCCUCUCGCGCACACGCGCCACGUGGGCCCGCGGCCUUACGGCGAACCCUGGGCUGCGUACAGGGACGUCCGCACUGGCUGUUUCAGAGUAGCCCUGUGAGCGCCGCUUCGCGACUUAGUUUCCCUUUUUAUGGACUGAGAAGCUGGAGCUCAGGGACGUAGCCGCGCCAGGGUUUGAAGGAGAUCGGGUUUAGUGGACUCCGGAGGCCGCGCUCUUAUCUAUGAGGCUAAAUCCUUUAUGAAACUAUUAUUCGCAUCCUACCGACAACUGGAGCUCAGAUUAAAAAAAAAAGUCUUGCUGAAGGAACAUAUUGUACAGUUGCAAAAUGUCGAGUACUGUGUCCUACUGGAUUUUAAGUUCUGCAAGGAAUGGCAUUGCCACAUUACAAGGGGGGCAACGUUUAUAUUCAAGGUGUGCCUCAAAUAGGAUUAAAUCAAAAUGGAGGCUCUUUGCCCGGGGGCCAGCCACCUUAAAAAACAAUGCCCCAUGUGAUGAUGGCCUUGCUCUGCGGAAAGCCUAUAGACACACCUCGACAGAGGAAGAGGAUUUCCACUUGCAGCUCAGCCCCGAACAGGUAAAUGAAGUGCUUAGAGCUGGUGAGUCGGCACACAAGAUUCUUGACCUCGUCAGCAGAGUCCCAAAUUCAGUAUUGAGGUUUGAGAGCAACCAGCUGGCUGCCAAUUCCCCCGUGGAAGACCGGCGAGGUGUAGCUGCCUGCCUGCAGACCAACGGGCUGAUGUUUGGCGUCUUCGAUGGACACGGUGGCCACGCAUGCGCUCAAGCAGUGAGUGAGAGGCUCUUCUACUAUGUGGCAGUGUCACUGAUGUCCCAGCAGACACUGGAGCAGAUGGAGGGGGCCAUGGAAAGCAUGAAGCCUCUGCUGCCCAUCCUGCAGUGGCUCAAGCACCCAGGGGACAGUAUCUACAAGGAUAUCACGUCACUGCACCUUGACCACCUCCGUGUCUACUGGCAGGAGCUGCUGGACUUGCACAUGGAAAUGGGGCUGAACACUGAGGAAGCAUUAACGUACUCCUUCCAGAGACUGGAUUCUGACAUCUCGCUAGAGAUCCAGGCCCCCCUGGAAGAUGAGAUGACCAGGAACCUUUCACUCCAGGUUGCUUUCUCCGGGGCAACGGCUUGCAUAGCCCAUGUCGACGGAAUUCACUUGCAUGUGGCGAAUGCCGGUGACUGCCGGGCCAUCCUUGGUGUCCAGGAGGACAAUGGCAUGUGGUCUUGUCUCCCCCUCACCCGGGACCACAAUGCCUGGAAUCCAUCUGAGCUGUCUCGGCUAAAGAGAGAGCAUCCUGAGUCAGAGGACAGGACAGUCAUCCUGGACAACAGGCUGCUGGGCGUCCUCAUGCCCUGCAGGGCCUUCGGGGACGUCCAGCUGAAGUGGAGUAAGGAGCUGCAGCAAAGCGUCCUAGAGCGGGGCUUUGACACCGAGGCCCUCAACAUUUAUCAGUUCACACCCCCCAACUAUUACACUCCACCUUACCUGACAGCCAAGCCUGAGGUCACAUACCACAGGCUGAGGCCCCAGGACAAGUUCCUUGUGCUGGCCUCGGAUGGCCUGUGGGACGUGCUGGGCAAUGAGGAUGUGGUGAGGUUGGUAGUGGAGCACUUGGCCGAAGGGGGUCGGCACAAGCCAGACCUGGCCCAGCGACCCGGCAACCUGGGACUCAUGCAAAGCCUGCUGCUGCAGAGGAAAGCCCAGGGGCUCCAGGCUGCUGACCAAAAUGCUGCCACGCGCCUGAUCAGAUACGCUAUAGGGAGCAACGAGUAUGGGGAGAUGGAGCCGGAGCGGCUGUCAACCAUGCUGACAUUGCCCGAGGACUUGGCCAGGAUGUACAGGGAUGAUAUCACUGUCACUGUGGUGUAUUUUAACUCCGACUCAAUUGAUGCAUCGUACAAAGGGAGUUAAGGGUCUCCCAUCCUAUUGCCAAAGUUAACUUAAAUGCUCUUUUAAGACAUUUUCACUUACUCUUAAACUGGCUUUUGAAACCUUAGUGUUAAAAGGGCAGGCAGAUAUAGCUUGCUUAGUAAGAGACUAACAUAAGAGAAAAAAAAAUUUAGGUUUAAAAACACUAGCGGUGAUUUUACAUCCCUGAGUGUUUUGGUGUCCUCUUCUAUGCAGAGAGAGCAGAGCACAGAGACCAGAGAAUUGGCUUGGGCUCGUGGAACCCAAGUCCUUUUAUAAAGACACUGGUGUUAAACUGCCAGCCUGAGCCCUUGAAAGGUGUAUUUAAUCAUGGUUCUAAGAAUAUGAAGGACUUCAAAAUCUCCUGGGGUCUUGCAAAAUCUGCAAACUUGAUAAUUCUCCUCAAUUCACAAUCAUGGAUUUCUAGACUAUGAAGGGAAGUUUUGUUUGUUUUUUAUUUUAAAGUUACUAAAAGACCUAGGUUUACAAAGCAUAUUGCAGAAUACGUUUCUAUGCAAUAUUGUAACUUUUUGUGUGUGAUUUUACUUGUGAAAACAUUUUGUAAUGCUGCAUUCUAGUUCAGAUUUAGUUUAUCUCGAAACUGAGUCCUUAAACUUGCAAACAGGGCCUGCUGUAAACAAGCAUGCUUAGAAUGAGUUUUCUUGGUUUUCAGCUGAGGGUGAAGGCUGCCAGAGCUCUGAACCAGCUGAAUUUAUUUGUGUUGCUUUGGGGCCCUUCCACUAAGUCCUACCCCCUGAACCUUUGAGCUGUGCUAGGAGAUCACUUCUGUCUGAGCCUUAACUCCUGGCCUCCUGCAUUACUAAAAUUUCCUCUGGGGUUUAGUAAAUCUCUGCAGAUGUACUCACAGCACUUACCCUUUCUGAUUAUACCUCUCAAACAUUCUUCUAAUUCCUCCUAAUGCUCUUUCCCCCUCAUUUAUGCUGAACUCCCUCACCCUGCUGCUGACUGUGCAAUACUGUCUAGAAAGAAUGCUCCCACUCUGCAUGGUUGCAGGGAAGGAGAAAAUUUCAACAUUGCAUGUGGUGACCAUGACAGGUAGUUUAGGCAGGACUUGCUUAUGCCGUAGAUUGUGGACUUUAGAUUCAGCCUGAACCUGGAGAGGGGAAAGCAUGGACCUGAGAACAGUCACUAACCAGGGCUCACUAGUUGCAUCUGGAGAGACACAGGGAGGACGAGAUUUGUCUGAUGGGACACUUGCCCUCAGACUGGGGAUAAAUCGCCAUUGCUACUUCUGGGGAACCAGACCUUAUUUAGUACAGGAGUUGGGGAAGAACCAGAUGUAACUAGUAAUGGCUUUCUUGGGCUGCACAGUCUGUGUUUAUUUGAAAAUUAAGCCACGUGGAUCCUUUUUUGGGAGGAUGAACUUCAUGGUCUAAAUUGCUGUAGCAUUUCAACAACAGGAAACGUGUCCCUAAAUGGAAACACAACUAUAAUCCCAUAAAACUGACACUUUUUAUGUUCCUGCUCAAUCUUAAAUUGAUCUGUCUCCUCAUCUCAACUCCCUCGAGCCACCCACUGAAAGGAAAGCAAAUAGCUAGGUUUGACUUCCUCAUGUUCACAUUUAGGACAUUCAGAUGCUGGGAAACUUCCAGCCGGGGAUAUUUCCAUUUGUUUUCCAGUGCAGCUGUUUAGUGAUACGGCUUCAUCUAAGAAAUUCUCUUUUGAGUGCUUAGGCCUUGGUCCUUUUAUUCUGAAACAAUUAAUAUUCCUUCUGAUCCCCUAGAUCUUAAUUCAGAAAUAAGACAUGAAUCACCAUCUCUCAGCUUGCAUGAAGGUUUGCUACUAGAGCCGAAGACUGCUUGUCUGCAGGUCCUUUGUUCUUUAUGCCAGAUGAACCCUGACGCACCCUCGGAGCAGUUACUGGGCUUUUAUAUACUGAGUGUCUGAAUCCUGUUAUGGAGCCUAGUGUGGGUCAUAAAUAUAGCUGAUUAAGUAACUUGUGGGACAGCUGAGAGAAUGCAGACUUCCCACCUGUUUCUUCAAGUGGAUCUGGGUUUUCUCUGCUAAUAGAUUUCCUGCUUUCUAAUUGGUGUAUUGAGAGAGAAGAAAGGCUGCUUUAUCAUCUGCUUUUUCCCACUGUGAACCCCGUCUGCUCUUGGCCAUGAAUGCUCCAAGGAGCACCUCCUUCUGGUUAAACCCCAGCAUCUCUGACCCCCUGACCACCAUUCUACUGUCACUGGCCUUCCUGAGGCAUAUGGGCCACCGCUUGAGGACACUGGGAUUUGAGGGGGGGGGGUGGUACUUGUCAGGUCUUCCAAAACACGUAUCAUUCCUUUUAUGUAAAGAUUUUGAUAUUGAGACUUCUAAAAUGAACUAAAAAAUGAGAUUGCUUAAUAUUUAGGAUGUCACUUUCAAAUAAAGUAUGCUUUGGUGCUUUAAA
Molecule: messenger RNA, 4499 nt
Organism: Sus scrofa (pig)
Lineage: Eukaryota; Metazoa; Chordata; Mammalia; Artiodactyla; Suidae
Gene: PDP2
Product: pyruvate dehydrogenase phosphatase catalytic subunit 2
Biological process (GO): protein dephosphorylation
Cellular component (GO): mitochondrion
Molecular function (GO): [pyruvate dehydrogenase (acetyl-transferring)]-phosphatase activity; cation binding
Source: RefSeq, a predicted model, not a curated record